AUGUAUAACAGUCUUGUAAGUAAAUAAAUUGAUAUAUAUAAACCAGGUUACUUCAAAAGGGUUCUAUAAUCAUCGUUUUUGUUAUACCAGCCAGGAAUAAAAACCUGUUAAAAUAGAAUUUUCAUUUGAAGAGUCAAAACCAAUAAGUCAUUUGAUAAGAAAUAUUUAGCCAAGAAUAAGAUGGUCUUCAGCAAAUUAGCCUAAGUUAAAACUUAAUAAUUUUAAUGAGAGAGGGAAGUAGUUCUAUAUGGAAACUCCAAAAAUGAAUGAUGUAUCUAGAUAAAGUCAAUCAGCAGGAGGUUGUAGACUAAAUACCAAUGAAUUUAGAGCCACUUAUAGUAGAUGGAUUUGUUCACCUUUGUAAUAAGCUUCAAAUACUGAAGAAACUACAAAAGGAUUCUAUACUUUAAAAUAUAUAGGAGAACACAAUUAAUAGAUAGGAGUGCUUACGAAAAAAUUGAGUAUGAUAUCAAGUCCAAAAAAAGUAAAUUAGAGAAUUCGAAGUUACACUCCUUCUAUUGUAAUUAAUAAUUAAUAUAUUGUUAAUAAAUAUGUAAUUCCUAGAAGAUUAGGUGAACAUAAUUGA
Paramecium sonneborni is the source of this 586-nucleotide messenger RNA. Lineage: Eukaryota; Ciliophora; Oligohymenophorea; Peniculida; Parameciidae. The record is from the annotation of a GenBank genome assembly.